AUGUACGAUCAAGAGCCUCAGGUGACAGAGACGGAGCCAGGGAGCCUGCUGAGUCAUUCAGAGGCCAUAGCAGUGGUUUUGGAGGAGAUGGGCAGGAAACAGACAGAAAUAUCCACUUGGCCUCUGACAAGUCCGGAGGAUGCAGGCAGACAUCAUGCUGCUCUAUCACGGAUCCAGAAUGUGCUGAUUGACGUGCUCACCAAACAGCAUUCGGAGAAGGAUCUCGCCCAAAAAUACCGGAGUGUGUCCGACUCCCUUCGACAACGUGUGUUGAAACUUCAACUCGUCUCCCUCGCUUCACGUCAGAGGAAGUUGGUGGAGAUCCUCAAGAAGCAAAUGCAUUUGGUAGAGGUGUAUGUAACCAUGAAGGCCAAACUUUCCACUCAGCCUGCCAACCACCAAGGCAGUACAGGAGUGAGACAGCAGCCAGAUCACUACUCCACUCCAGCUUCUAAAGCUACAGAAGCACACAGCUGUGAUCACAACAGUCAAAGACAGGAAAGCCGUCCACCAGUUACACCAACCGGUCUGUUCAGACCAGCACCUCCAAACAAUGCCAAGGACCUCACAGGUCACUGGCACCUUGCUCGUGUGCUGGGUGAUGGCUCGAUAAAGGACAGCAAAGGCAAGAUGCACUUGACUCCAGAGUGCUGGCUGGAGUCGAUCCUUGGUAACAACAUCCCUGUCAGCUCAACGUACGCCUGGGACAAGUCCCACCAUCAGAUCAACACGACAUAA
Cottoperca gobio is the source of this 738-nucleotide messenger RNA. RefSeq lists its product as uncharacterized. The transcript has 6 exons. The record is from RefSeq and is a predicted model, not a curated record. NCBI's taxonomy places the organism in Eukaryota, Metazoa, Chordata, Actinopteri, Perciformes, Bovichtidae. The coding region runs from base 1 to 738 and encodes 245 amino acids.